AAAUAAUAUCAGGUUUGUUGGAUUCAAGUUCAGUUGGGUAUUCAACUCUACCCCGCCAUAGACGCGCACUCGACGCGUGUCGGAGCGAACGUUCUCGGACUUGACGGGGGCUUCUGAUACCGCUUCAGUUGCAGCGAUGUAGUUUUGGGGUUAUUUCGCUUGUUUCUCUUCCGAUUAGUUUUUACUGGGUUUUAUGAAUGAAACUGACUAUUUUGGUGGAACUAUGACACAAGUGGUGUUACGAGCGCUUGUUUUGGUUAUGCUUUUUGAGUGUUUAGGUGGUGAGAGGAUUGGGAAAAUGUUGCACAACAGACAUCAUAGAGAUAAUACUACAACCAGUGAAGUACCUGACAGUGUGGACGAGUUAUUUUCAAGUAAUGAUAAUAGCCAAAAUCUAAACUAUGGGGCAAAUAGAACAUCUGCAGAUCAGCGAUAUACAGAAUGGUCCGAGUGGUCCCGAUGCGUAGACUGUCUUCAGCGAAGAAUUAAAAGUUGCAUCUCUCCAAACUGCCACAACUCCCGUCUGUUUGAAGAGAGAGAGUGCCACAAGAAACGGUGCAGAAGAAAAAGGAAAAAGAUGAUCCCGGAUUUUCAUAUUGUGCACUUGAAUACGAGCAGCACCUACCUAACCAAGCAAGGUCCCUCGGACAUCUGGAGCAAAUGGACGAGAUGGAGCGAUUGCGCAGACGAUUGCACCACCUACCGAGUAAGACGGUGCAAAAAACCUGGCAGGUGCAAAAAACAAGUGCAAACCUCGACCGCCUACUGCUACCACGAGCGAACGUACUGCGAGGUCUGGGUACUGAAUUUAGUUGAGGCUAAACAGAGAUACAAUUCAGCAGACAGUACAAGGUACCAAUAUACCUACCAUAACAACCAGUAUAUAACAAGAGAAUCUCGUACGCGCUCAGAUAAGUGUGGGGUCACCUUUAGUAAGCCUCAGAUGUUAAAGAUCAUCGGGGGAUCAGAAGCGCAGAAGUACAAGUGGCCUUGGCACGUGGCUAUUUUGAACCAAUACCUAGAGGUGUUCUGCGGUGGUACCUUAAUCGGAUCGAGGUGGGUACUUACGGCGAGCCACUGCAUUAGGAAACAGCUUAGGGUGAGACUGAACGCACACGAUCUGCGCAGUCGUGAUGGUAGUGAUAUUGAGAUGGCUGUGCAUAAGAUGUUUCCACAUCCAAGAUUUGAAAUGACCACAGUAGACAACGACAUCGCCCUGCUAAUGUUGCCCAGACAAGUGAGGACCCCGAUGGCCUGUUUGCCCAAUAGGAAACCGAAAGCUGGUCAACUGUGCACGGUGAUGGGUUGGGGUAAAGUGAGGACGAGCGAUAUGUAUGGGGUGCCAGUUCUACAUGAAGCAAAGUUACCACUAGUUACACACAGAACCUGUAAGAAAGCUUACAAAGAAUUCCUCAUAAGUAGCAAUAUGAUGUGUGCCGGAUGGAAAUCUGGAAAAGCGGACACGUGUGCCGGAGACUCCGGAGGGGGUCUCAUGUGUCCAAUGAAAAAGAGCAAAAAGUUGAUUUAUAGUGUACAAGGAAUUACAAGCUUCGGAGAUGGGUGCGGGGAAGUUAACAAGUUUGGCAUCUACACGGCAGUGUACAACUAUAUCGGUUGGAUCCGUUACGUCAUUAACCACUAUUCCUAGCUUGUAUCUGUGUUAUUUAUUAUAUAAGUUUAGGAAAUUAAUUAAUAGAAGUAUUAAUGGGAAAUGAAAAUAUUGUUAAGUAACCAACUACACACAAAAACCAUAUUCCCUUUUUUAAGAAAGUUCUUUAAAAACUGGAGAAAAGUUUUCUAGUAUGUCCUGGCUAUGUACAUUUAUUUUAUAAGACAACUUUCUGAGGAUAAUAUUAGGAAUUGUUCUGUGCCAGAAUUUUUUUUUAGAUAUAAGUUAGGUAAUUUUUUUUUAAAUUUCAAUCACUGCCAUAUUAUUUUUUUUUGUAAUAAGCUUCUUUGUACGUUUUUUUAUAUUUAUAAGACGAAUAAUGUGGCAACGUCGCUUGCGGUACUUAACCUCCCAACCCUUAAAAACCUGUGAUAGACGUCAUCUAGUGUUGCCAUAUCACGUCGCUUAAGUAGUAGAAUUGUAAGAAAUAAAAUGACUUUUGAGUGU
Messenger RNA from Anthonomus grandis grandis, 2116 nucleotides. Its product is annotated as acrosin. The record is from RefSeq and is a predicted model, not a curated record. Gene Ontology annotation, molecular function: serine-type endopeptidase activity. The transcript has 9 exons. Gene Ontology annotation, biological process: proteolysis. NCBI's taxonomy places the organism in Eukaryota, Metazoa, Arthropoda, Insecta, Coleoptera, Curculionidae. Bases 194 to 1648 code for a protein of 484 amino acids.